Messenger RNA from Raphanus sativus (radish), 1571 nucleotides. RefSeq names its product protein ENDOPLASMIC RETICULUM-ARRESTED PEN3. Lineage: Eukaryota; Viridiplantae; Streptophyta; Magnoliopsida; Brassicales; Brassicaceae. The transcript has a single exon. Bases 34 to 1413 code for a protein of 459 amino acids. Gene Ontology annotation, molecular function: protein binding. Gene Ontology annotation, biological process: protein homooligomerization. The record is from RefSeq and is a predicted model, not a curated record.
UUGACAAAUCAAAAGCUCAAACCGAAAGUGAUUAUGGUUUCCGAUAGAAGCGAGCGGUUGAAGCUCAACGUCGGCGGCGAAAUCUUCGAAACCACCGCAUCGACCAUUCAAUCAACCUGCCCAGACUCACUCCUCGCUGCUCUCUCCGCCCCAACCUCCCAUGGAUCCAAUCCCGUCUUCAUCGAUCGCGACCCGGAGAUCUUCUCCGUCAUCCUCAACCUCCUCCGAACCGGACGCCUCCCAGCCAACUCCUCCGGCGCCUUCUCCAAGCAGGAGCUCCUCGACGAAGCUCUUUACUACGGCGUCGAGUCGCUCCUCCGGUCGGCGAUGCUGCCUCCGCCGCUCCAAGGCUUCGACGCUUCUCUAGUCUCCACCGUCUCUCCGGCGACCGACGGAGUCCCCUCCGCUUUCACCGCAAACGCCGGAGACGCUUCUCUGUGGAUCGCUCACGGCGGACAGAUCUCCGUCUACGAUUGGAGUCUCUCCCACGCCGUGACCGUCCGCACGCAUCUCACCGACGUCACGUCGAUCUGCCGCGUGUGGGCCGAGGCGGCGGCGAUCGGAUCUGGAUCCGCGUCGGGGCUUCACUUCUACGAUCUCUCGAGUGGUCGUUACGUAGGAUCCACGCACUGGACGGAUCCGGAGGAUCCGAGGAUCCACAAGUCGCGAGUCGCCGCCGUUGCGGAUUCUCCCGGCGGAGUGUUCGCGUCGUUCGAUUGCUUGCACAGAGAGAACAGCGUUCUCCAGAUCGAUAAAUCCACUCUCCAAGUCGCCGCCGUGAUCGGACAGCAAUCCGGAAGCUCAGCUAAAACCGCCGUACCGGAGAAGCUCCGGUGGGUGGGGGAUAACGGUCUUUUGGUCGGAUCCGCGGUCCAGCGAGGAGUGUUCGGAUGCUCCGGGUACAUCCGGAUCUGGGACCCGAGAUCCAGGACCAUCGUGUGGGAGACGAGCGAGCCAGGCUCGGGACGAAGCAGCAGGUUCGGAGACGCGUUAGCUGACGUGGACGUUGAUGGCUCGACGCUCUUCAAGGUGUGUUCCAAGUCAGGUGAUCUCGGGAUGGCAGACCUUCGUAAAUUAGGCGAAGAUCCGUGGGUUUAUGUGUCGGACGAGAAUCCUGGCGCGUGGAGUGCAGACGAGGGAGACAGAAGCGGCGGUUACAGCGUCGUGCAUUGUUAUAGGAAGCAAGUGUUGGCCGCGAGAGGUGGCGCGUUGGAGGUGUGGUCGAGUGUUGAGGGGAAAGCGAGUGGUGAUGUGAUUCGUAGAAGAAACUUUGUAGACAAGGAAGAAGACUCCAAGAGAGGGAUGAUUUCGAAAAUCGAGGCAGGAGGUGAUAGGUUGUUUGUUUCUAGGGAAUAUGUGGAAGGUGUUGAGGUCUGGGAGAGUUCUAACUCCUCGAGUAUGAUAGAACUGUGAUCAAGCGGCUAUGUUUUCAGGAAGAUGUUUUGUUUCUUUGGAGAACAUUUGAACAUAUUGUAAUGAAGAACUGCCAGAUUCAGACUUCACUGUUGUUGUAACAUUCACCGGCUAUCUCUUCUGUUGUAAAUAGAUUCAUAGAGGUUUAUCUUUGCAAA